AUGGACACUGAGAACUUCACUUCAGAAGCAGGGUUCAUUCUCUUGGGACUCACCUCUCAUCGAACAGAACAAAUUCUGGUCUUUGCGGUCUUCCUAACAAUCUACUUGCUCACAGUUUUGGGUAACCUGCUGAUCAUCCUGUUGGUACACACUGAUGCUCAACUGCACACACCUAUGUACUACUUCCUCAGCCAUCUUGCAGGGUUGGAUAUUGUCUAUGUCACUACCACGAUGCCUCAGACUUUAGCCCAUCUCCUGUUUGGAAAAGGAGCACUUUCCUUGACCUGUUGCAUUUUACAGGGAGCCAGUGCUCUGAGCUUAGGUAGUACUGAAUGUUUGCUGUUGGGUGUCAUGGCUUAUGAUCGCUACUUGGCCAUCUGCAACCCUUUGAGAUACGCCUCUGCCAUGGACAUGAAGCAUUGCCAUUUGCUUGCCACCUCCUGCUGGAUCAUAGGUGGUCUUUUCUCCAUGGUCAAUGUCUUUUUCAUCCUUCAACAUUCCUUCUGUGGUCCCAACCACAUCAACCACUUCUUCUGUAAGCUGCAUUUUUUGCUAGAUCUCGCCUGUAAUGAUAUUAAAGUCACCAAAGCCAUUUUCAAUAGUCUUUCAGCAAUUAUUGUCAUGGUUCCCUUUUGGUUUAUCUUGUGUUCCUACGGUUGCAUCCUGUAUUCCAUUUGUCAAAUGCGGUCAGCUGCAAGGUGGCAUAAAGCUUUCUCCACCUGUGGCUCCCACCUUGUUGUGGUCACCUUGUUCUAUGGUACCAUCAUGUCUAUAUAUAUAAUCCCCCAAUCAAGCUCAUCUCCUGAUAGGAACAAGAAUGUUGCGGUUAUGUACCUUGUGGUCACUCCUCUGCUUAACCCCAUCAUUUAUACUUUGCGGAAUAAGGAUGUCCACAGGGCUGUGGUCAAGGUGUUGAGAAGAAUGAACUUUGAAGAAAAACCAUGA
Messenger RNA from Thamnophis elegans (Western terrestrial garter snake), 945 nucleotides. RefSeq names its product olfactory receptor 2D2-like. NCBI's taxonomy places the organism in Eukaryota, Metazoa, Chordata, Lepidosauria, Squamata, Natricidae. Gene Ontology annotation, biological process: G protein-coupled receptor signaling pathway. Bases 1 to 945 code for a protein of 314 amino acids. Gene Ontology annotation, molecular function: G protein-coupled receptor activity; olfactory receptor activity. The transcript has a single exon. Gene Ontology annotation, cellular component: membrane. The record is from RefSeq and is a predicted model, not a curated record.